AAUGCUUCUUGGAUGCCGGCGGAUGUAGAGUGCAUGCUAGAGGUGUUGGAUGGUCACAAAGCAGCUGCUGGAGACGGAGUUAGCUUCAAGGCAGUGGUCUGGAAUGCCGUGAUGGAUGAGUGCAAUAAGAUCCUUACGGAGGUAGAAAGACUGCUACUGCACGUAAAAACAAGUAUGGUCAGGUGCCUUGUGAGGACUUUCAACAUCAUUUGCGACAUCAAGCGUGUUUCCGGGUGGCAUUGGAGCGAUGAAACUGGUGCAUCCAUCAAUGCUGAGAGCGCUUCCACAUGGGAUGACUACGCUCGCAAGCAUAAAGGUGCUAAGCCCUUUCAUAACCAUGGGUGGCAGUACCUGGGAGCGAUGGAGAAGCUUCGAGGGUCCUCUGAGCCG
Messenger RNA from Desarmillaria tabescens, 390 nucleotides. RefSeq lists its product as uncharacterized. The record is from RefSeq and is a predicted model, not a curated record. Lineage: Eukaryota; Fungi; Basidiomycota; Agaricomycetes; Agaricales; Physalacriaceae. The transcript has 2 exons. The annotation marks the transcript as partial.